Molecule: messenger RNA, 2646 nt
Organism: Cydia pomonella (codling moth)
Lineage: Eukaryota; Metazoa; Arthropoda; Insecta; Lepidoptera; Tortricidae
Exons: 6
Coding region: 1348-2325 (325 amino acids)
Source: RefSeq, a predicted model, not a curated record
AACUCUAAAGUUGUUAUACAGUAUUUUUUUUAUAGAUUUUAUAAUUAAUAACACCAAAACAAGCUUAAAAUUGUUAUUUUUAGAAACAUCAGAAGUUGGAACGGAACGAAAUUCUGACAUUUUGAUUGAAGCGUCAUGUGUCAUGUAUCGUUUCCCUCCUUUUCCGUUUGCCCGGUCUGUUGUGUUGUAUCGCGUCCGUGGGUGCUGUGCAAUUUGAGACUCUUAAAGGUAUAUUUUAGUUUUAUCACAUGAUAAACACAUACUCAGUGAUGAGUACAUACUCAGUGAUACAAUUCAGUGAUCAAGACGGCGGAUCAAUAUCCAUUGUAAAGAAUCAGUGGAUUACGCCAAGGCGUCGGGAGGUAUUUUGGCCACCCGUCAAGGGAUCUAAAGCUUUUGAAAAGGUGUUGGCGGAUACCAAAACACCGGAUGAGUAAUGGAAACGAUACUUCAUCCAAAGAGUUUUUUGUGUGACUGGUACGUAUAUAUUUAUUUUAAGAACCACGUGGAUUUUGCUAUUGGUAAGUCACGUACUUAGAGGUAUGGUAUCUGGAUGCAAUAUUUCUUGAUUAACCGAGAGCUUACUAAUGUUGGUGGAAGUUUCCGUUUUCUGUGAUAGUUCAGUUUUUCGAAGAUAAAAUAUGUAGAGUCAUUGCGUUAAUUUCCGUACAGAUUAUCAAUUAAUGUAAUUGAUUUUUAAUUUUCUAUUUGCGACAUAUAAUUUUAUGUAAAUAGAUUGAUAUAUUGUUUUGACAUUAAUGAUUGCAAUAGGUACGUACAAAUUUGUGCAGCAAAGUACGUUUAUAUUCAAAUUUCGUCAAGUGGACGAAAACUAGUGCCGGACAAAAACCAACACACCUACAUAUAGGUAGUAUUCUUGUUGGUAUAUUGAGUAAAAUAUGUUACGUUACUGUAGGUAUGUCACAGCAGUGUUAUGGAUUUAUUCGGAUUUGUUAUAGUAUCUUGUAAGUUUACAUAUUCAGCAGUAAUCUUAAUUACAAACAGUAUAGCAAUAAUUUAGUGAAGUUCCGGGUAAAACUUAUUACCGGGUAAAAAAAAUAUUUUCGAUUAGUUUAGCGAUACACAGACAAAGAGACAGAAAGAUAGAGUUGCUUUCACACUUAUAAUAUUAAUAUGGAUGGACAGCUUAUGGUCAUUUUCCUAAACCUAUUGCUGAGACAAGUAGCAGCAUUUUUGGGAUAAUUUUACCUUGCAUUGUGUCUGUAUUAACAUAACUUCUGUAGUGUCCAGGUAAAUGGAUAAUUGACUGUGCUACUAACCACUUACUACCCUGUUCCUACUUCAUCCUACAUAUUUACCAAUAACCUUGUUUUAAUUGACUGAGGGAUGCAUUAUGUUGUGUUCAUUUAUUAUUUUUGCAUGUUGUGUGUAUUUUUUAUUUUAUUUGCAUGUAAAGACGAUAUAGAUAAAGCCAAAAGAAAACUGAAACUGGUCGAGGAGACAUCAGACUUACAGACUGAAGCAGAAGAAGAACCAAAUUUUAAGCGGAAAAGAAAUAACAGAUAUAUUUCCACAAGCGAUGAAGAUGACGGUCACAUAACGCCACCACCAAUUAAGAAAAAAAUCUUGAACAAAACAGCUGCUGCUGAUUACUAUAGAGAUAUCCGUCAGGCUCAGCCAAACAUUACCCGAGAUUCCCGGGAAGCCCCUUCAACACCAGAAAAAACCCUCUCAUUGCUGAAUGUAGUUGACGGGCUUCCUGUCUUGACAAACAGUGUCCUGCAAGAUUUAACAGAAGACGGCGAGGGGCGGCUAACUCCGGUUUCACGCAUACGUAGUCCUUGGUCGCGAAAAGAACAACCACCGAAUCUCGGCAGCGACGUGCCAGCAACGCCAUCGUGCGGUCAAGGAUUAAAAGGUUUGCAAGAUACAGUGGUGUCACUACUGACCCACAUAAAGGCCCAGAAUGAUAUAAUCAUCUCUAUUUUGCGAGAAAAACAUACAAGAUUGGAUUUAAAACCAGAGUUCAAAUUUCCCAUCAAAACUUCGGAGGAGUUGAAAAUUGUGGAAAAAUUAUUAACGUCACAAGAAAACCAUGCUAACGUGGUAGCCUACUUCAAGAGCCUUGGUGGACAGGGCGUUAAUAAUAAAGUAUCUAGAGUUAUGAAAGUUGCAUUGUCUGACUCUAUGGCAAGCAAGUACAACUUUUACGGUAAAAGAUCAGACAAGAAGCCAUUUGCAGAACUACGUCUCCGGGCGUGUGCAAAACCAUUCGAUGUAGAAGGAACCCACCAUCAAUUACAAUGUCACUGCCAGCAAGCUUGUUGUGGAUCAGACUCUGGUGAAAACAAAUUCGGAUUUUAGAAGAAAUUCAAAGUGGCGGCCGUGUUUACAAUCUUUGACUACGAAUUCAUAUAAGGGUAUCUUUCGGAUCCUCAGAUGUAAUUUGUUAUCGUGACUAGAUCAAAUUUUCCGUCGGACGUACCGUUUUUGAACUACAAGAAAAAAACUUAAAAAUAGCAAAAAAAGUUCCACAACUUCUGGAAUGGAGCAAACUCGGAUUACACAAAUUUAGGAUCAAAUAAAGGUAUUAAGACGAUUUGACUGGCCUCUUAAAAUACUUAAAAAGUACCUUGUUAAUAUGUAGUUUAUAUGUUAUUAUUAAACUACUAGUUCCUUGAUGUA